UGCCAAGUUGCCAUUGGUGCAAGCCCUAAAAUGCUUUACCCGUUGCCUGCUGCGUCGCGUGGUGGGAACGGUUUGUCUUGCACUCCUCUCCACCGUUUAUUCCACUUUUUCCCUCUAAUCCCGUGGUGGCCUGAUCCAGAGCUCGACGAAUCAAAGCACCACCGAGGAUGACAAUACCAGCUGCUACGAAUCCUCUGUCUCUAUUUCGCCCAUGUCUGGCUGCUACAAAAAUUAUACCGUUGUCAUCUCCCCAUGCUUUUUCCCGUUGUCCCCUCAUUUCCUUCAAUCAUCGGAGCAACACGUCUCUCUUCAGAAGCUCCUGCUCUAACAAUAACGACGCUAAUGAUCCCUUCGAGAGUUUUUCAGUGCUCUCACUGGAUAUACCAUGGGAUGCUAAGAGCAUAUGGGGCACAUUUGCAGCAUAUUUUUUCAGUUUACACAUUCCUCUAAGUUUUGGUGGACUUUCAGUCAUUGCUCAAAUGCUUCAUCAACCUGUGCUUGACCCACUGACAAUGGCUUUAUCAAUCAACAUACUUGAAACAACAGAGUAUGUUGGGGCUUUGACACUAUUGCAUUACACAACCAAGCCACAAUAUAAGCUUUCCCGCUUCUUCCUGCAAAAGUUGCUUUCAGAACAAAGAAGCUCAAUAAAAGCAUCUGCUGUGGCUGUUGGAUUUCUGAUUGCAUUGGUUUUGUUCACUUCAAUUCUUGCUGAUCAACUAAUUGGACAAAAGGAUGUAAAUAAUCCCAUAUUGAAGGAGAUACUUUUGUACAGCCCAACAUCCAAGAUGGUAUGUUUUUUUCUCUACUGUCUCAUUACUCCGCUGCUAGAAGAGACUGUUUAUCGUGGAUUUCUUCUAACCUCUCUUGCCUCCACAAUGAAAUGGUGGCAAGCUGUCAUCAUUAGUUCAUGUAUUUUUAGCGCAGCUCACUUUUCUGGUGAGAAUUCUCUGCAACUUUUCCUCAUUGGCUGUGUUCUUGGGUCUGUAUAUUGUUGGACGGGGAACUUGUCUUCUUCGUUCACUGUUCACUCUGUAUAUAAUGCAGGGAUUUUAAUCGCAACUGCAUUGUCAUAGUUCUUUUAUAUAGUGUAAACAGAAAUGGUUUCCUUUUCC
This is a messenger RNA of Elaeis guineensis (African oil palm), 1115 nucleotides long. RefSeq lists its product as uncharacterized. Gene Ontology annotation, biological process: CAAX-box protein processing. Gene Ontology annotation, molecular function: metalloendopeptidase activity. Gene Ontology annotation, cellular component: membrane. Lineage: Eukaryota; Viridiplantae; Streptophyta; Magnoliopsida; Arecales; Arecaceae. The record is from RefSeq and is a predicted model, not a curated record.